This is a messenger RNA of Tetrahymena thermophila SB210, 5184 nucleotides long. RefSeq lists its product as hypothetical. The record is from RefSeq and is a predicted model, not a curated record. Gene Ontology annotation, cellular component: membrane. Gene Ontology annotation, molecular function: protein binding; calcium ion binding. The transcript is spliced from 2 exons. NCBI's taxonomy places the organism in Eukaryota, Ciliophora, Oligohymenophorea, Hymenostomatida, Tetrahymenidae.
AUGUAUACAUAGCUAUUAUUUUCUAUAUUUACUUUUGCUUAGCUUGCAAAAAUAAGCCUAAGCUAGAACUUACAAACAAUAAAUGGAAAUCUACCAGUUUUUUAACCUUUUCCGCUCUCUACUCUUUAGCCUACAAGCUUAUGUUAAAAUGCAACAACUGAUGUCAUGGCACUUUUUACUCAAAGCUAAAAAAAUAUGCUUGCACUGAAUUUAGAGCUUUGCGGCUUUGCUAUAUAUGAUUUAAGUCAAUUAUCAUCAGGGUAAGUAGAAUUAAUAUAUCAUGCGUAAUUUAACUAGGACAAAGGUUCUGUGCUUUCUUUAAGUGUAACAGAUGAACAAAAAUUUCUUUGGGUUGGUUAUACAAAAGGAAUAUUGGAAAUUUAUGAUUUAUCUUAGUAAAGUUUCCCUAUGAUUUACUCAAGUAACAUUACUUUUUAUGGCAAUCAAGACAAUGUAAAUAAAGUAAUUCAAUUUCCAAAUUAAAAUGUGACUUUUUUAGCUUGUUUAAAUAAUUUUAAAAUGGUCAACUUUAUUAAUAACUAACUUUCCAUCAUUUAAACAUACAAUUUAUCUGAUUGGAAUAUAAUUAAAAUGAGAUUUGCUUUAAAUUAGUCUGUACUUGUUGUACUAGGCUACACCUCUCUCCAUUUUUACUAGCAAACAAUAUUAAGCUUUUAACAAGGAUAAUUAAAUUUAACAUGCAAUUAUUAACCAAGUACUGCAUAUAUUUUAAGUUCUUUUGAAGUUAUUUAAGAAUCAAUACUUGUUGUCCAAAUUUCACUUUCUCAAUAUAUAAUGAUUGAUAUCACUAAGUAUAUAGCCUCGUAUGACGGUAAAACUUGUAACGUAAAUACAAUUACAACUCUCAACACUUAUCCCUCCACUCCUCUUGGAAAUAAUUUUGCUCUCUCAAAAGAUGGAAAAUUCCUAUACACUCAACAAAGUUCUUUGGGAAUCUUAAUUUUUGAUGUAAGUCAAAAAAGCCUUUAAGUAUUUUAAUCAGUUAAAAUUAAUGGAUACUGCGGAGACUUGUAACUGAGUGAUGAUGAAAAUUUUGUAUUUUACUCUAACUAGUAUAAUGUGCAGAUUUUUUAAACAACUGCUCCAAAUUUAAAUUUAGAUAAACCUAACCUCCUUUUAAACUAGUAUCAAUUGACAAGCUAUUCUUUUUACAAAACAAAAGGGUUUAGCUUUGAUAAUCAAAUAAUAUUUUAAUAGCCAAGCAAUUAUUUGUAUAUGGCUAGAAAAGACUAAGGGAGUGCCAUAUUUCAAUACUAGGGUUCAGGAACUUUAUAGCUAAAGUCUCAAAUUCAGAAUGGAAUACCAAACAUUUCGAUUGCUUAUCAAGCUAUAGUUCCAGGUACUUCUAUAUUCUAUCAAAGUAGAGAAAUUUUGGGCUUAUAAAUAGCUGACUGUUCUAAUAUAACAGCUCCUGUAGUCCUCAAACAGAACAUUACCUUUAAUUUAACAAGUAUUAAAUUUGAGAUGAUUGUAUUUAAUUCUAAGGGAACUUUAGCUUUUAUUGCAAAUCUAGUAAAUCUCCUUAUCUUAAAUACAACUGAUAUCUUAAACCCUGUACUGCUUUCUGUCCUUAACACUCACCAAUAUCUAAACGGGGAUUAAAGUCUCUACAAAUUCAUGCUUUCUAAUGAUGAAAAGACACUAUUAUUGUGUGCUUAGCUUUAUGGAAUAACUUUUGCUGACGUCACAAACCCUUAGCAGCCUUACUUCUUAUUUUAAUUAGAAUAAUAAAACAUAAAUUUCAUCCAAUAAACGAUGGAUAGUAAAUAUUUGAUUGCAGGACUCAGAUUUUAUGGAGUCUAUAUUUAUACAAUAAAUUAAGACAGAAGUAUAACUUUCCUCUCUUCUGUAUAAAUAAAUGGUGUCCUUUACUUUUAAUGGUUGAUUUACCAAGAUAAUUAUUUAGUAGUAGGUACAGGAAUUAAUAACUAUAUAUUUUUAGUGAAUUUAGUUGAUAAGGCUAAUCCUUUUGUUGUACAGAGUGUGUCGCUAUAUGGGAAUCGUCCUAUUUAUUGGAUUUCAUCAUCCUAAGACUAAUCGUUUGUUUUUGUCUCAGCCUAUUCAGCACUUUACUAACUGUUCCUUUAAAGUUCUAUUAUUAUCCAUUCUUAAUAUUACUUGCUAACUCCUAUCGAAAAUACUAACCAAUAUAGUCGUUAAUUGUUAAAUAUUGGAUAGCCUUUGAUGGUUGGAUAGUAGAUAGAGAUCUACCUAGUCAAUAUUUACUAGGCUAAAAACCUAUAAAUUAGCUAGGCAUUUUACUAUUAGAAUCUGAUUGUGUAAAAUCUACCGAGCUGGAUGUAAUAUUCUCCAACUACUUAAGUAUUAAGUUUAUAAGUAUCAAGAGAUUCUCUCAUCCCUGAUCAAAACGGAAUGUAUGUUGGCAAGACACUCCAAUAAGUCAUAUUUUUAAGCUAUCAGCAAAUAGCAUAAAAUGCAUUCAUAAAUUCAAAUUUAAACAUUACUGCUAGUGAUUCGUCUUCUAUUUGGUCAGCUUGCAUGAAAGUUGGAUACUUGAAUAACUAGGGUUAUAUUUCAUCAACUUACUCUCCAUUAAAUAUGUUUACUUUAGGUGGUGAUCAAUAAACUGCAGUUUACCUUGCAAAAUGGAACUCUUCUCAAAGCUAAAUAUAGUCAAUACUAAAUUUCGUUUAAUUUAUUUUAAACUAAAACAUAAUCAAUUAUGUUGUUUAAUUCUAAACAUAAUCAUCACUUAUUGUGAAUUUCACUAAUCAGGCUCAUCCAAUUUAGUCAAACCAGUAGCAAGUUACAGUUACCCUACAAACUUCUAAUGGAAAAUUUGUUUAAAAAACAUAUCCAGGAAUUUUGAGUGUAAUAAAUUCACUUGAGAAUGUAAUACAGUUAUAAGGAUCAAUAUCCAGCAUUAAUUUUGUUUUAUUUAAAACAAUAAAACUUUCUUUAACAGAUAAUUCAUAAAACUCCACAAAAAUUUCGAUUGUAAUUGAUGAUUCUAUCAAUUAUAAGUAUAUCACAACUCUUAAUUUAAAUUAAGCUACGUUUAUUUCACAAUAAUCACCAGUCUUAUUAAUAGGAAAGCUUUAAUAAGAUUUUAAUUAGCAAUACCCUGGUGGAGAAAUUGCAAUUUAGACAGCUUUUUCUUACAAAUUAAAUUCAUCUAUAUUUGUAUGCAAAGAUUCAUAGCAAUUAAUCUACUCAGCUUAAAUAAAAAUAAAAGACUAAUAUUAAAAUAUACCUUAAGGAUAUUGGCUAUCAUUUUCCUCAAAUGAAUAAACAUUUGUUGGAAAUCCUCAAUCAAAUAUAUACUAUGAAAGCUUUACUGUAAAAGUCUAAGUGACAGAUGGAUACACAGUAGUUGAAGAUGAAUUAGUAAUAAAGGUUGAUCUAGUUCCUUUCAUGUAUAUAGUUUAGAUUUUGAUAUAGAUCAUAGGUCCAAUCCUGGGUAUUUUUGGAGUCUGGAAAUAUAGAACUUCGUUAUAUAACACUAUUUAUAAAAGUAGAUGUAUUUACACUCAAGAAAUAGUUUAUGUAUCUUAAUACUAUGAAAAGAACAUAAUAAUAGCAAGCGAUACAUUAUCUUACUCUCUUUAACUCUGGAAAUAAGUUAAAAAUAACCUCCCUGUGGAGCUUGUGCAGUAAUAAAUUAAUUAAGCUGCAUAGAAUAAAGAGUUAGUAGCAGAAUUGCUAAAAAAAUACUCAUAAAUUUAUGAAAAAAAUUAAAACAAACCUAAUUUUUUAGAGGAACUAUAAAAAUCAAUUAACCCCUAUUUGAAUCAUUAUGCUGAUUCAAAUGAUGAAGAAUAAAGUUAUAAAAUACAAAAAUAAUUUAGAUUACUAAGCUUAUCAGAUAAGAAUCAAAUACCUCUUAAAUCUAAUACUUUUAAAGAUUCCCCUCUUUCUCCUGAAUUAUCAAGAAAUAACUUGAUUGAUAGCCCGUCACAGGGCUUUUUAAGGAAAUAGAAGUCUAUUAGUGAUAAAAAUUAAAAAAUAAUGAGAAAAUUUUCAAUUUAGUAAAAGAAAAUUAACUAAAGUUUAAUUUUGGAAAAACAGAUUGAUACAAACGCUAGUAAAAAAUUAUUUAAAGACCAUUUUUAAAUUGACUUCAACUCAAUAAAAAAUAUGAUUUUUUAGAUUUAAACAAGUUUACCUGUGAAAAAAUAAAUUCUCUCUAAGUAAUAAAUAAAGUAACUUAAUAUGCCUGAAUCGCGUUUAUAAAUAACAAUAAAAGGGUUAGCAACAUAAUAUUUUGUAUUAUGUUCUCCAAUUUGUUCAUAUAUCGUGUAGAAGCUUAAAGAAAAAGCUUUAUAAAUCUAUAAAUAAAUAGAUUGGUACAGAGCUUAUGUAACUUAUUAACCAUAGAUUAUUGAUGAAAAUACAUAUCCUAAAUAUACAAUCAACUAUGAUUGCUUUAAAAUUGCAAUUUAAGAAAUACUACAUGAAAUGUAGUAAUAGUAGUAGUUGUUUUAGUUGUUUCCAUAAAAUAAUGAAACAGUCUAAACUGAAAAUAACAAUUCUAAAAACUAUUUAGAAUAUAUUGUAGUUUAUCUACCUUUGAUUGAAGAAUAUAUAUUUGCUUAGGCUUUAGGAAUUUCUAAUUAAACCAAAAGAAAAUACUAAAUUUCUUAAGGUGAUACUUUACAUUGUAAGCCUUUUAAAAUACGUUCCAUCAAAUGUUUUGAAAAAAGUUAAGGAUUUAGUUGCUGUCACAGUCUCUAAGAGUUUUUAGGAAUGAAUAUGGUAGAAAAGGGGCUCUCAGAAAAUUAAAGGCUACCUGAGUGGAUGUAAGUUGAAUAUAAAAAAUCUCAUAUAUCUAUUAAAGGAACUCCAAGCUAAGAGCAUGCUGGUUUAUCGAGAUUAAAAAUAUAUGAUUUGGAUGGAUAUCUUUUAAGAUAAUUUGAUAUCAAAGUUAUGCCACAAAAGAAAGAUAGUGUUAAUGAUCCAUAAAUUACUUAGUAAGUAAAACUACUUUAAUCUUAAAAUACUGAAUUAAAUACACUAUUAAAAGAAGCCAGUCCUUAAUUUCAAUCUACUUGCCGUGGUUAUACUAAAUCUCACAGUGAUGAGAUAUUAGAAGAAGAAAUUACCUCUGUCAAAAGAUAUAUAAGUAUUGAGAAAAAAUCUAAUAAUAAAAACUUUAAUACUCUCUCUGAAAAAUAAGAAUAAAAUUUUAGUUUAUAAAUCUGA